Molecule: messenger RNA, 372 nt
Organism: Arabis nemorensis
Lineage: Eukaryota; Viridiplantae; Streptophyta; Magnoliopsida; Brassicales; Brassicaceae
Source: the annotation of a GenBank genome assembly
AUGUCGUUAACGGCGGAGGCGUUUAUGGAUGAAAGAGGGUUUGUAGCUGCGGCGAGAUUGGUAACUGAUUUAGUGGAAGGAUUAGAUGAAUCCGUGGCGUGGAAGAGUCGGGAGCUUUUGGCAGCGUUUUCGACUCUUCCACUAGGAGCACAACUUCUGUCUGUUGCCGGGUCGACCCGAUUUGGUGUGUACGGGUUGGAUUUCGGGUGGGGAAGACCGGAGAGAGUGGCGAUUAUGUCCAUCGAUCAAGGCGAAGCGAUUUCUAUGGCGGAGAGUAGAGAUGGAAAUGGCGGUGUGGAGAUUGGCUUCUCCCUCAAGAAACAUGAAAUGGACGUGCUUAUUGAUUUGCUUAACGAAGGAUUCAAAAAUUAA